UUUUUCCUUUGUAGAAUACGAAAUGGGAAAUGUUUAUAAAAAAAAAGUGAACAAAUCAACGAACUGAUAGGUACGUUAAGGCAUAUUUUUCUCGGCAAAAGCCUUUACUUACACGCGACACAUUUCGUUUCAAGGACAUGGAAGACGAAUUAGAAGAUAGAGUUUUACAUCAAACCUAUAUUUCUUUCAUGAAAAUAUUGUCACGUUUAUCAAGUAGUGUUCCAUUCGAUGCUCCCGCGAGCUAUUUAUGGAAAAUGGUGCGGCUUUAUUUACUCCGAUCAGAAGUCGUGGUGUUCACUUUAGGCAUAAUAUUAUUUUUGAUGUAUCUUCAAACAAUAGAGCUAUGGAGUCGUACCUUGUUAAGUCGGUUAUCUCAAGCUAUGAGUCCUAUAGGAGCAGUUCAAAGAAUGAAAUUUAUGGAGGGUUCUGAUGCUGAUAAACAAAGUUGGGAGUUGAAAGGUACUUUGAGCGCAGCUUUUGCAAUUAGAGGAAGGAGAAUGCAUAUGGAAGAUAGGUUUAUUAUCAAUGAAAACAUCAACAAUACAGGAAUUUCACUCUUUGCUAUAUUUGAUGGACAUGGUGGUGAAUUUGCUGCUAAUUAUGCAAAAGAUCAUCUUAUUCAAAACUUGUAUAAUAAAAUAGUAGAAAUUAAUGCAUUCAAGGAUGGUAAGGUCCUCAGUACACCACCCAAAGAGACUUCAGAAGAAAUUAAAUCAAAGGAACAAGAAAACGCAAUUAGUGUAGAAAGGAAAUCUAGUUUUAAAAAGUCAGUCAGUACAGCUGAUGAUACUUCUCGAAAGGAAAUCACAGACCCAGAAUUACUAGCACAACUCUCCAAGGCUAGACCUAUAACAAGAGAAGUAAGACCAGCCAUCAAACCUUUAAAAAACAUAGUUAUUCCAAUUUCUUCUUAUUUGGACAAAGGAAAGAUAAACUAUGGUAAACUUUUAACCGAUGAGGUUUUGGCAGCAGAUAGAAUGCUGGUGGAAGCAGCAAAAAGAUCUAUGAAUGUUGCUGGAACCACAGCUCUCAUUGCUGUCAUGGAAAAUAAUCACUUAAUAGUUGCUAAUGUUGGUGAUUCCAGAGGAGUUAUGUGUGACUCUCGAGGGAAUGCCAUACCUGUGUCUUUUGACCAUAAACCACAACAAGUGAGAGAACAAAAGAGAAUUGAAGCUGCCGGAGGUUACAUUGCCUUUAAUGGAGUUUGGAGAGUGGCGGGCAUACUAGCCACAUCUCGAGCAAUGGGUGACUACCCUUUGAAAGAUAAAAAAUUUGUUAUUGCUGAUCCCGAUAUUCUUACAUUUAAUUUAGAUGACCACAAACCCAUGUUCUUAGUGUUAGCUUCUGAUGGCUUAUGGGAUACAUUUUCAAAUGAAGAGGCUGUUAAAUUCAUUAAAGAAAGAUUAGAUGAACCAGAUUUUGGUGCCAAAAGCUUGACACUACAAGCCUACUAUAGAGGUUCAGUGGACAACAUUACUGUUUUAAUUAUAAAUUUCACAAGUGAUAAAAUCGCUACAGCAAGUAAUGCAGACUAGUUAUAUUGCAGAUGAUUUAACUUUUCUUCAUCAAAAAGAUGAACUAUAUUGGGUACUAUCACAGUACUGAAGAUUAUAUAUAUUUAUUCAUUUUACAACUGUUCUCAAAG
Molecule: messenger RNA, 1645 nt
Organism: Diatraea saccharalis (sugarcane borer)
Lineage: Eukaryota; Metazoa; Arthropoda; Insecta; Lepidoptera; Crambidae
Source: the annotation of a GenBank genome assembly